Molecule: messenger RNA, 860 nt
Organism: Bursaphelenchus okinawaensis
Lineage: Eukaryota; Metazoa; Nematoda; Chromadorea; Rhabditida; Aphelenchoididae
Source: the annotation of a GenBank genome assembly
AUGGGUCAAUCCUACUCAUUGCCUGAAAAGACGGGUCCAUCGCCGUUUACACGGUCUGGAGAACCUCCUGUCAAGCUUAAUCAAACUACAGACAAGCCCCAACAUCGUGUUAACGAUGUGAUGAGUCUUCAGCUCCACAUGGCUGAUGAACGCCAACGAAUGGCUGGUCUUUCGCCAGCUGAGCGUGAAUGGAGAAUGUGAGUCGGUGUAUAUAUUGCUUAUAGUUUUUAGGAAAUGGUUAAAAGAUCAACAUCUUCAUCCUGAUGAACCUAUUCAUGUCGAUGCUAUUCAUCGCCAGCUGAAUCCAGUCAGAAUGUUGUACAGAAGGCCUUGGGAUUUAUUUUACACCAAAGUUCUUGUCAAACGUCUUGUAAGUAUUUAUUUUAUUGACUUCUUAAAUUACAUCUAUUUAUUUUUAAUAUACAUAUUGUUCAGAAAGUUUUUUGUAAUACUAUAUUAAAAUAAAUCAUCCUGUUAGGGUCCAUACUACGGCUUAGCCUUUAGACAAAUGGUUCCAAAACUGAUUAUUGGAUUCCUGACUAUACAAUUUGUAUAUUAUCAAUGGAAGUACCAGGCCAAGGUAUGUUAGGUCAUUUGUUGUAUAGUAGAAUUGAAGUACGAAUUUUAGGUGAUAAUAGUGAAGUAAAAGUUUUAUAUUAUGUUUUUAGAACUGGGAAGCCUACUCCGGACUCACUACCUUUGUUGAGAAUCCUAUCAGAGACAAGAAGAAGAUCGAGGAAGAAUAUCCUGGUCUUUAUGCUAAGGCUAUGUACAACGACAAACAGUACGACUAUCAUGAUAGAACUUAUCAACAGCGACUUACUCAUCGUGAUGUUGGAGAACCUAAUAGGAAAUACUGA